Phlebotomus argentipes is the source of this 4185-nucleotide messenger RNA. RefSeq names its product importin-5 (gene Karybeta3). Lineage: Eukaryota; Metazoa; Arthropoda; Insecta; Diptera; Psychodidae. Gene Ontology annotation, cellular component: cytoplasm; nucleus. Gene Ontology annotation, molecular function: nuclear import signal receptor activity. The record is from RefSeq and is a predicted model, not a curated record. The coding region runs from base 113 to 3415 and encodes 1100 amino acids. Gene Ontology annotation, biological process: protein import into nucleus. The transcript is spliced from 6 exons.
UCCUGCGACAAUUCCGGUACUCUUCGGUGUCCCACGUUUUCUCUGAUGCGCUGGCGGACGUAACCUUGCGGGGUUGGCUGUCAUUUCAUUUUCUCUUUCAAAAGGCGAAACAAUGGCUGGCGAUCAAGUGCAGUUCCACCAGAUACUAAACUCCCUCCUAUCCGUGGACAAUGACGUCCGACAGCAGGCUGAGGAAGCCUAUAACAACAUGCCGGUGGGGGACAAGAUUACACACCUCCUGCUGGCCAUCUCCACCGCAACCUUGGCCGAGGAGGCGCGCUUGAUGGCGGCUGUUGUGCUGCGGCGACUCUUCUCCUCGGAGUUCCAAGAGUUCUAUCCUCUGCUUCCACCAGAGCUUCAGGGGCAGCUGAAGCAGCAAAUAGUGACACUGGUGCAGCAGGAUGAGUCACCGAAUAUGCGCCGCAAGAUCUGCGAGGUGGCGGCCGAAGUGGCACGGAAUUUGAUUGACGACGAUGGCAACAAUCAGUGGCCAGAGUUCCUGAGUUUCCUCUUUCAGUGCGCCAGCACGACUAAUUCCACCCUCCACGAGUCCGCGCUGCAAAUCUUUGCCUCCGUGCCGGGAAUCUUCGGCAACCAGCAGAAUCAGUACUUGGAGGUGAUUAAGCAGAUGCUGACCAAGUCCAUGAGUCGUGAGGCCACGCCGGAAAUCCGCUUUCAAGCCGUGCGCGCGGUGGGAGCUUUCAUUCUGGCGCACGAAAAGGAAGUGAACAUCCAGAGGAGCUUCACUGACGUCCUGCCGCGUUUGAUCUUCAUUAUUGCCGAGAGCAUUGAGCAGCAAGAAGACCAGACACUCAUCAAGCUCUUGAUAGACCUGACGGAGUCGUGUCCGAAGUAUCUGAAGGCGCAGAUUGAGGCCAUCUUCGAGAUGUGCAUGAAGGUGUUCCGCAGCCAGGAUGUGGAGGACGCGUGGCGCCACAUGGCGCUCGAGGUGAUGGUUUCCCUGUCAGAGAACGCCUCGGCGACGGUGCGAAAGCGCUGCGACAAGUUCAUCAUCGCCCUCAUUCCUCUCGUGCUGCAAAUGAUGACGGAUCUGGAGGACGAUGACUCGUGGUCGGUGUCUGAAGUGUCGGAGGAAGACAACAGUGACAACAACAUCAUCGCCGAGUCCUCGCUUGAUCGCCUGGCGUGCGGUCUGGGCGGCAAAAUGGUUUUGCCGCAGAUCAUCGACAAUCUGCCGACGAUGCUCAACAGUCCGGACUGGAAGCAGAGACACGGCGCCCUGAUGGCCAUCUCGGCCGUCGGCGAGGGCUGCCACAAGCAGAUGGAGUCCAUCCUGGAGAGCAUCAUGAGCGGCGUGCUGGUCUACCUGCGCGAUCCACAUCCACGUGUCCGCUAUGCCGCCUGCAACGCUAUUGGGCAGAUGUCCACGGACUUCGCCCCGGUGUUUGAGAAGAAGUUCCACGAGCAGGUGGUGCCCGGACUUCUCAGUCUCCUGGACGACGUGGAGAAUCCGCGCGUGCAGGCUCAUGCCGGUGCGGCACUGGUGAACUUCAGUGAGGACUGCCCGAAGGCCAUUCUCACGCGCUACCUCGAUGCCAUCAUGACGAAAUUGGAGAUUAUUCUCAAGAUGAAGUUCAAGGAGUUCUGCGAGAAAGGGACAAAACUCGUCCUCGAACAGGUGGUGACAACAAUCGCGUCUGUGGCUGACACUGCAGGGAAGGACUUCAUCACUUACUACGACCGCCUCGUGCCAUGCCUGAAGUACAUCAUCCAGAACGGAAAGACAGACGACAUGAAGAUGCUGCGCGGGAAGACAAUCGAGUGCGUGAGUCUCAUUGGAUUGGCCGUGGGUCCGGAGAAAUUCGUGCCCGACGCCAGUGACGUGAUGGACAUGCUGCUGAAGACGCACACGGAGAAUGAGCUGCCGGACGAUGAUCCGCAGACGGCGUACUUGAUCUCCGCCUGGGCGCGCAUCUGCAAGAUCCUGGGCAAGCAGUUCGCCCAAUACUUGCCACUGGUAAUGGGACCGGUGAUGCGAACGGCGUCUAUCAAGCCCGAAGUGGCGCUGCUGGAUAAUGAGGAGAUCCAAGACAUCGAGGGCGACACAGAUUGGCAGUUUGUGAACUUGGGUGAGCAGCACAACUUUGGCAUCCGCACGGCGGGUCUGGAAGACAAGGCGUCCGCGUGCGAGAUGCUUGUGUGCUAUGCGCGUGAGCUGAAGGAGGAAUUCGCUGACUAUGCCGAGGAAGUGGUGCGUCUGAUGGUGCCCAUGCUGAAGUUCUAUUUCCACGACGGCGUGCGCACGGCGGCGGCCGAAUCGCUGCCAUAUCUGCUGGACUGUGCCAAGAUCAAGGGCUCGCAGUACCUCCAGGGCAUGUGGCAGUACAUCUGUCCAGAACUCCUCAAGGCCAUCGAUUCGGAGCCCGAGGCGGAAGUGGUGCCAGAAUUGCUGCACUCCUUCGCCAAGUGCGUCGAGACUCUGGGGCCGAAUUGUCUCACCAAUGAUGCAAUAGAGCAGGUGCUGAAGCUCAUCAAUAAGUUCAUGGACGAGCACUUCCAGAAGGCGGAGAAGCGCGCCCAGGCGCGAAAGGAGGAAGACUACGAUGAUGGCGUGGAGGAACAAUUGGCAGAGGAGGACAACAUUGAUGUGUAUCUGCUGUCGCGUCUCUCCGAUGUUAUUCAUGCGCUCUUCUUCACCUACAAGGCGGGAUUCAUUCCGUACUUCAGCCAAUUGAUUCCGCACUUCGUCAAACUGCUCGAUCCGUCGCGUCCGUGGUCUGAUCGACAGUGGGGACUGUGCAUUUUCGACGACCUGAUUGAGUUCACUGGACCGAUGUGUGCCGAAUACCAGCACUUCUUCCUGGAGCCGAUGCUGCAGUACGUGACGGACAAGAAGGCUGAGGUUCGGCAGGCGGCGACGUAUGGAUGUGGCGUGAUAGGUCAAUAUGCGGGUGAGCAAUUUGCCAUGGCGUGCGCGCAAAUGAUUCCACGAUUGGUGGAAGUGGUAAACAGUCCAGGGAGUCGCGAGCCGGAAAAUGCCAGUUCCACUGAAAAUGCCAUCUCUGCAAUCACCAAAAUUCUCAAAUACAACAACACAGCCUUGACAAAUACAGAUGAGAUCAUAAAUUUGUGGUUCUCGUGGCUUCCGGUGGUUGAGGAUGAGGAUGAGGCCCCGCACGUGUACGGAUAUCUGUGUGAUUUGAUCCAGGCGAAUCAUCCCGUGAUUCUGGGGGCCAACAAUGCACACCUGCCGCGAAUUCUGUCGAUAAUUUCGGAGGUGUUUGUGCGCGACCUGAUUCCCGUGCAGCAUCCGGACGCGACACGGUUGCUAGGCAUUGUAAAGCAACUGGAGCAGAAUCCGGAGGUGUUUCAGGCGUGCGUGAAUGUCCUGACGCCAGAACAGAAGCACGCCCUCGAGGAGGCAUUCAGGGACAUGACGACAACUUCCGCCUAAGUUUACGCGCGAGCACUCUUUAUUUUAACUUCUCCUCUUCCUUGUCCGCGAGAUUGGUAUUCAUCUGUUACUCAUCGAGGACAAAGGAAACGAAUUAAGUAACACACACGAGGUAUAUUUUAUUGAUUUAUACAUUAAUUUUUAAAUUGAUUGCAUGUGGCGAGAGAGGCACAAUGAUUAUGUUGUGUUGGUGUCAACGUGGCUGGAAGAAGUUCGGCUCUAGCAAAAUGUGGGAUUCAGAUGAAAAUAAUACAAUUAAUUGUUUAAUGAUUCAGUGCAACAGUUCACAUUAAUAGAUGUCCUUCCAAAAAAAGAACACUAGAGAGAUUAGCUGUAGGCACGAUAUCGCUUUAUGCUGCAAUUGAAAUCCGCCACGGUGAUAAAAAUACAUUGAGGAAGAAAAUCCCUCAAAAACAACAACAAACUAUAUCUGAUCACAUUUUAAUUGUUACUAAAAUAAAAAAAAAUUCACAUUGUAUUGUUAAAUAGACCAGAAGCAACUUGAGAUGUCUAAAUUCACUCCUUUGGCCUAUUUUUCUGUAUAAUUUCUUCUGAUGCUGUGAAAAUAUUAAUCUAUACUUUAUAAAAUAUGAUAUAUAAAACAGUACUGUAAUGAAUUUAAAAAGAAAAAAAAAUACGGAAGACAUAAAAAUUGUAGUAAUCUUUUAAGUAAUGAUUAUAUUGCUUUGUUGUAAUUGCAGUACGAAAAGAAGAACAAGAGAAGAAAAAUAUGUAUAAUGGAUGGUGAGAUAAAAGAAAUUAUAACUUAA